Messenger RNA from Cygnus atratus (black swan), 8933 nucleotides. It is a transcript of the gene OSBPL3, whose product is annotated as oxysterol binding protein like 3. Bases 830 to 3499 code for a protein of 889 amino acids. Gene Ontology annotation, molecular function: cholesterol binding. The transcript is spliced from 26 exons. Gene Ontology annotation, cellular component: perinuclear endoplasmic reticulum; intracellular membrane-bounded organelle; plasma membrane. The record is from RefSeq and is a predicted model, not a curated record. Lineage: Eukaryota; Metazoa; Chordata; Aves; Anseriformes; Anatidae.
ACUCCCCCCCCCCCGCGGUGCCGGUCGUGUCCGGUCGGCCGGAGCCGAGCGGAGGCGAAGGUAGCCGAGCGGCUGCCCCGCGCUCCCGCCCUCGCCGGUUCAGGCCUCCAAUGACUGUCACGGCGCUUUUUUCCUUCUCUGCUCUCCGGAGAAGGGACGCGGGCUGUUGCUCCAUCCCUUGACUUUAACCGCCGAGUUGGGAACGCUUCGCUCCGCUUCAUUUCAUCAGCCCAUCCAGCAGCAGACUCAUGUGAGCUUGCCAGGUUUUGCCUGAUGGAAUUGCUCAGACUUCCAGUGCUCUAAAAGGGAGAGGAGAUUUGGAUUCUUCAUGGUCAGCACUGAGAGACUGCCCAUUCACUGUUUGUGCACCAUUCCUCAUGUGCAAAUUCGUUGCCCAAGACAAUAAAAUCUGAAGCGACAGACAAUUCACAGAGCUGCUCCGUCACCCCAAGUUUUGGAAAGCAUCACCCUUUUGUUACGUCCUCUGUUCAAUUUAAAAACAAAAAUGCAGUUACCAUGACAACUCUUGCCCACACUGGAAAUCCGUUAUUGGGAGUUUCUGGCAUGGGUUUUAUUUGCAUAUGCUGCAAACUGCACUGUUAUUAAACAGACUGUUGACUAUUCUUCCAGUCAUUGACUUGGACAACUGAUGUGACAGUAGUCACAGCUUUCUGGUUCCAGGAAUUUCCAUGAGAUGCAGAUCAUGCCACUGGAAUGCAUUUGAGUAAACGAUGAGUUCUGCAUUUCUCAGGAGUCUUCCAGUACAUUUGCUUAAUUACCUUUUAAUGGUGUUCUAAGUGAGCUGAUGUGAAACGAAUGGUCUUGGAUCAUGAGUGAAGAAAAAAGCUUUGGUGUAUCCCAGAAAAUGCUGUCUCCUUCAAGAAGUACUAGCAGCUGCUCCUCCAAGCAGGGAAGUCGACAGCAGGACAGCUGGGAAAUUGUAGAAGGACUCCGGGGAGCAAUGAAUUGUACCCAGGAACCACAGAAGCAGGAAGGCUGCUUGCUGAAAAAGAGGAAAUGGCCUUUGAAGGGCUGGCACAAGAGAUACUUCUUUUUGGACAGAGGGAUUUUGAAAUAUUCUAAAUGCCAAGCUGAUAUAGAGAGAGGGAAGCUUCAUGGCUGCAUUGAUGUUGGACUUUCUGUCAUGUCUGUAAAGAAAUCAACAAAAUGUAUAGAUUUGGAUACAGAAGAGCAGAUAUACCAUCUGAAGGUGAAAUCUCAGGAGCUGUUUGAUGAAUGGGUAGCAAAACUUCGUCAUCACAGAAUGUAUCGUCAGAAUGAAAUCUCCAUGUUUCCUCAUGACGUCAAUAAUCUUUUCUUCCCUGUAUCUGCUACUGUGGACUCAGUCCCCGGUGUGUGUGAUUCUACUCCAAGUAGAAAGGCAGGCAGCUUGACCAAACAGAAUUCACUGUCAGCUGGAGGUAACUUGUCAUUUUCCUUUUCGAGUAAUGAGUCCAGGAUUCCAUCGUGGCUACAGUCUUCUGAAGACAUGGAAAAAUGCUCGAGAGAUCUCUCCACCUGUCACACACAUUUACUGGAAAUGAACCAGCUGUUACAGAGCAUGGAUGUUCUUCACAGGACCUAUUCAGCGCCUGCUAUAAAUGCUAUGCAGGUUGGACCUUUUGAAAGCCCAAAGAAGGAAAAGAGAACACAUAGGAGGUGGAGAUCCAGAGUUGUUGGUAAAGAGGCUAAAGGAACAUUACAGGUGCCUUCAGUAUUUUCUGCCCCUAUGAGACUGCAUGCUUCCAAUCCUAAUUUAUCUACAAUAGAUUUUGUAGAAGAGAAAAACUACUCUGAUGGCUCUGAAACAUCAUCAGAAUUUACUAAAAUGCAGGAGGACUUAUUUCACAUUGCACAUAAAGUUUACUUCACCUUGAAGUCAGCUUUCAGCACCAUAUCUACAGAGAGAGAAAAGCUGAAGCAGAUGCUGGAGCACGAUGCAUCCUCAUCUCCAUCUGCACAAAUAGUUGGCUUGAAGAAUGCCUUAACAUCUGCAAUAGCACAAAACACUGAUCUAAAAGACCGGUUACGCAGAAUACAUGCCGAAUCUAUGAUCCUUGAUUCAGCAUCUAAUGCAAAAUCAAGUCCAGAUUUGGUGAAGGAAAAUUCGAGAGAAGAAAGCAGAGGUCUGGUUCACCAGAUCUCCAAUGAAAGCAGACUGUCUAUUGCUGACUCUCUCACAGAAUUUUUCGAUGCACAGGAAGUCCUACUGUCUGCUAGCUCUUCAGAAAAUGAGGUAUCAGAUGAUGACUCAUAUGUGAGUGAUAUCAGUGAUAAUGUCUCAGAAGAUAACCUAAGCAAUGACAUGGAGAAUGAAAGACAAACUUUAGACUGUAUUUCUGAAAGUGGAAUUGGAUGCCAUUCUAAACGGAGAACAUGUUUACCAGCUCCAUGCCCUAAUACUAGUAAUAUCAGCCUAUGGAAUAUCCUGAGAAAUAACAUAGGAAAGGAUCUCUCCAAAGUGGCCAUGCCUGUUGAAUUAAAUGAGCCACUUAACACCCUUCAGCGUCUCUGCGAGGAGCUGGAAUACAGUGAACUACUAGAUAAAGCAGCGCAUACACCUAACCCAUUUGAACGGAUGGUGUAUAUAGCUGCAUUUGCAGUAUCUGCGUAUGCCUCCAGUUACUACCGAGCUGGAAGUAAGCCAUUUAAUCCUGUUCUUGGAGAAACCUAUGAAUGUAUCCGUGAAGAUAAGGGUUUCCAGUUCUUUGCAGAACAGGUCAGUCACCAUCCACCUAUUUCCGCAUGCCAUGCUGAAUCUGUGAAUUUUGCUUUUUGGCAAGAUGUAAGAUGGAAAAACAAAUUCUGGGGAAAGUCCAUGGAAAUUGUUCCAGUUGGUACAACACAUGUAACUCUUCCAGCAUUUAAAGACCAUUUUGCAUGGAACAAGGUGACGUCUUGCAUCCAUAACAUCUUAAGUGGACAAAGAUGGAUUGAACACUACGGAGAGAUCAUCAUAAAAAAUCUUAACGAUGACACUUGUUACUGCAAACUGACUUUUGUAAAGGCAAAGUAUUGGAAUCCAAAUGCACACGAGAUUGAAGGCAGUGUCAUGGAUAAAACUGGGAAAGUUGUGCAUCGGCUCUUUGGGAAGUGGCAUGAAAGUUUAUACUGUGGGACAACUUCAUCUUCAAACUGUAUUUGGAGAGCAAAUCCAAUGCCUAAAGACUAUGAGCAGUGGUAUGGAUUUACUCAGUUUGCAUUGGAGUUAAAUGAACUGGACCUGCAAACUAGGUCAUUACUUCCAUCCACUGACACACGUUUUAGGCCAGACCAAAGGUUUCUAGAAGAAGGGAAUAUUGAAGGAGCUGAAAUGCAAAAACAGAGAAUUGAGCAACUACAGAGAGAACGACGGAAGGUGCUGGAAGAAAACAAUUUAGAGCAUCAGCCUAGAUUUUUCAGGAAAUCCAAAGAUGACUCCUGGGUGAGCAAUGGAACCUACAUGGACCUUAGAAAAGAACCUGGUUUUUCCAAACUGGACAAUCCUGUCCUCUGGUGAAAGAGGAGCCAAGUGAAGAUGUUCUGUGCUGUUUUCUUGGAUCUGAUUUAAAAGAAGUAUAUAUAAAUAUAUGUGUAUAUAUAUAUAUCUCUACACACACACAUAUAAUAUAUGUGUGGGGGGUUUGUAUGUGUGCAAGUGUGCAUAUCUCCAGAAUUGUGCUUACUUUAGGAUAUGAUAAUUCAUUUGUUUUCUCUACUCUAUUCCAAUGAUUGUUUGAAUGUAUAAAUAUCCUAACUUCUUUUUAUAAAAUAUUUAAUAAAUAGCACUGAAUGUUAACAACUAGAGGGAAAAGGGGAGCUUUUACACUACUUUUCCAAGGUGUGAUGGUAAUGUCAGUUCUGAGUUAACUUAUGCCUUAUUGAGUUGUAUUGGAGACAGUAGCAACAGCUUCUCGUAGCUGUGCUGAGAAAUGAGCGUAAGCCUUAGUAACUCAAACUGUAAGUAGGCUUCCACAGUUCAAUGAGUAGUUCAGCUGUCUCUGGGCUGGCCUAAAUUCCUAAAAACGCAUUAUCAGUUGGUGCUGAAAUCUGAGCAUGAUCCUUUGCUGCCUGUGAAUAAGACUCAAAUAUGCUUUGGUUUCUAUUAGCUUUCUUACUAGCGUUAUGGAAGCAGUAGUUCUGAGCUUACAUCAGUGGACUGAUGGCUGUAUAAGUGUACCUGGCUAAAAGCAGUGCUAGAAAUUCAGGAAUCACCAACAUUUUCCACUGGGAAUCUUCAGAUUUAUAGCCCCCAACAGGGCAAGAGGAGGAGAUCUUUUGUAUAUAAUGGUUGAGCACUGACUAGAUGAAGCAGCUCUCUCUUUUUCCAGUAAGUAAUAUGUAUACAGAGCACAAAAUCCUGUGCUUCCAUAGCUUCAUUUGUUUUUAUUAACCUAAAAAUUGCAACAGUAAGUCUUUUUAAAAAGUAAGCGAACUGAUUGUUUUAAUCUAGAAUUUUUUUCUUAGUAUUUUGAUAUUUUCUACCUCUUCAAAAAUAAACAACAUAUUUAAGACCUUAUAUUUAAAAAAUGACCAUCUGCCUUAUGGAGAAAUGUAUGGAAUCGUUGAUCUUCCUCUGUUUGUUUGGUAUGUUCAGAUAAAUAUUAAGUGUCUUGCACUAAAUCAAUUGCUUCUCUUUCCUGUAAUUUUAUACAGUUGGGUAGAUUUGCAAAAGUAUGAAACUAUAGGUCAAAAUAUAUCAAGAAACAAAUGUAGCAGAAUUAGCACUUUUGAAUGAAGAUUAUAGUGAUUGACAAUUUUAUUUAUUUUUUUCCAUGAAAUCACAGUGCUCAUGAACAGAAAAAUUGCAUUCCUGCUUAUCUGCAACUCAAGCCAGACUCAUUCUUCAAGUCUGUUCUGUGUGUCUGUGACUCUCUGGCAAGAAAACACUUUUCAAGUUUAAAUCUAUAUCCACCACAACCCUCAUUUUUUUCUUACAUGCCACCUCAAAGAUUGAAAAUACACCCUAUAUAUGAUAAAUGUUGUUGGCAUGUUUACCUGGCUUAUGACUGGAACAAAUGGACAAUACAUGCAUAAGGGUUGCUCUUAGAAGGACUAGUACCUUAGAAAAGCUUACUUUCUUCCUUUUUUUUUUACAGUUUUUUACAUCUUACAGCAUUGUUCUAAAGAAAACCCAUUAAAACGGAUCCAUGUAAUAUAUGUAAUGAAGGAAGUACUACAAAAACUUCCAUUUUAAACCAAAUCCAUGGUAUCAGUUUAGAUGUAUAUUUAAAUUUUGUUUCCUGUUACCUUGAAGCUUCAUUGUCUUACAAUCAAAUGUUUUAUCACCAUUAUUUACUUUGCCUAAGAACUCUGGCUCACUAUCGUUUCUGCAAUUUCUUACCAAAAAAGUUAGCAUAACUCUCUAUUUAAUGUGUCUUUUAAAGAUUCAGCUAGCACUCCAGCAGCUUACAACAAGGCAAGGUUCAAGUCAGUAUGAAAACAAAAUCCGUGCUUUGAUUCUCAAGGAAAUCUUAACCUCUGGGGACUGUUUGGCUUUUCAAGGAAAAUGAGAACCUCUUCAUGGCUUGAGCCCUUCCUGUUUUACACUUGUAUUAUCAAAACUUGGCACAGAAAUGAGUGGAUAUUUGUAAUUAUCCUUGUUGUUGGCAAUUACCCUUUGUAUGAAAAAUUACACGCAUUUAACAACACAGGAGGUAGGAGAAGGAAAAAAAAAGCUUUUAAGAAAGGGAGUAAAAUUUAUGGAGGAUACAUUAAAUUUGCUCAUUGUCAUAUUUGGCAGCUAUUGUGAUUAUUGUCUGAUCUGAUUGCUGCUUUUGCUUUUUCUACAUAUGGAGUGGAUUUCCCCCUACUAUGUCAUAUGAGCUAAUAGUUGACAGCUUUCAAAAUUAAAGGAUUAGAGGCAAAAAGAGAGUUAAAGAACCAUAAUGCAUUAAAAUCUGUGGGUGUUAAACAAAAACUAAUUUCAUUUUGGGUGUUUGAGUCAUGAUUUUUGAGAAAUCAGACUGGUGCUGUUGUCUUGUAUCUUCCAAUCCAAAAUGUCUAAAAGACAUUUACCUAAUGACAGGGAGAAUUGGGCUGGGAAGUGCCUCAUAGAAAAUUGUUUCCUUUGACAAAAUUCCCUUAGCAGGAAGGCAAAACUCAGAAUUUUACUAUCUUCCUGAGUAAAAUAAUGCCCACGAAGGUGCAUUUUUUAGAUAAACAAAGGGAAAUUGUUGCAGAACUCCUUUUGUAAAUCUGUGAUACACAUCUGAAAACCUGGUGUAACCAGUCACAAAUGAUCUUCUGACCCCACAUUUCCAACUGCAGUAUAGUUGUCCCUGCUUACCUUUGUGUGAAGGAGUUGGGUUUAGUUGUUAAGCUUCUGACAACUGUAUAUUAAGAAGUGGAAGAAAAAUGUCUCUGUUACUUGUGUAUUUCUGCAAAAAAAUACAUUUUUACAUCAUUCACAAACCUUAAUACAUUCUAUAGUUAUUCUUGGUAAAAUAAUGACAUUUUGGUAAUUUUUUUCCAAAAACUUCAGCUGUGUUAGAGUGCCUAACUUACAUUAGCUUUCUGCAAUAUACUAAGACAUAUGUUGUUUUUAGUGACUGACAUUUAGAGUCUUUCUACCCUGAGUAGUAGAAAGAAAAUAACAAGCAACUUACUGCAUCCUUUCAUGCGCAGCAGUGACUCCCAAACUGUUCGGCUCAGUGGAUUAGUCCUAGAAUUUCCUGUUGACUGUUGCCUGCUGUUUUAGCACUCUUACUUGAUGACUUUGUAAACAUUACUUAAUAUGAUUUGGAGAGGCAGUUUAAGCACCACUCAUCGAACUCUCCCUUUCCUUGUGUACCCCUUCACAAAGUGAAAAGCUUACUAUAAAUUUACAUCAAGGGGAUGGAGCAGCUCAUGCCUUUGGGUGUUAAACCACUGACUCAGUUUUCAAAUUAGACAGCAAAGAGAGAAAAAAAAAAAGUCCAAGGAAAUAGUAAUCAUAGAAAUAGAAACCCACAGCUGUAUUCUCAAAUUUUCAGAUUUGACACUGAGGUUCUGAUUUUGGUGCAGAGAUUUGGUGUUAUGAAACAACAGGGUAACUUGUUUAGGAUGCUACUCUUGGAAGGAUAAAGUGCUGUUUAGACUGAGUGGAACUAGAGUGCACCACUACUCAUUGCAUCCCUUUUCUCAUAUUUGCUCUCUGAUUUAUGCUUUAUGUGUUAGUUUGCCAGCAUCAGUCUACCUUUUUUGGGUACUUUUUGAAAUACAGAUCCAGUCAAGUACUUAGGUUCUUCAUACAGAGCCUAGAAAAUCAGCUGGUCCUUCUUUGAAGGACCUGAAGCUGGAUUGCUGGCUUCUGUUAAAACCUGGCCCCUGGAGGAGGUGGUGGUUGCAGAUUCAGUCACCUUAUUUUUUGGCACUUUACUGAUUAAACUGUCCCUGAAGAGUUUCAGGCUGUUGAAGCCAGAUCACUGGACAGAGAGGAACACAAAUUCACAGGGCUGGACAUCGGCUAGGGACAGCUUUGGGGUUGGGCAAAGGUUCAAAGCUGGUCUUAAAUAAAUGAAGACCCUGUCCCCCAAUUUCCCUCAGCUGUUUACAGUACUGUUAGGUUUUCUGUGUGGCCCCCUCAUAUCUUAAAGCCCUUAUUCAGUGUCCCAUUUUCUCUUUAUUAAAAAAAAUAAUCCCAAAGAACAGUAAAACAUCCCACCCUAACAGGAUUUCAAAUGACAAAAUAUGCCUAAAAGCUGUAGUUAUAAACUUCUUCCAUAAACAUCAUGGUCUAUUUCUGUACCUUUUCCUUGACUUUUUCACAGUUGUACUCUGGAGCCAGACCACAGCCUGGUAAGGGUGCUACAGAAAUAUCCAGCUACAUCUGCUCAGCAUAUUCAUCAUUAACAUUCUCGCAUCUGCUUUGUGUAAAUCUGUUCUAUUGUGUCUCUAGAUGAUCAGCUUUGCAGAGCAGGACAUUUUCAGUGUAUCUUAUUUUGUUCAAUACAGCUUUUUUUGUACAGUACUCAUACAACGGGGAGGGGGGUGGAGGCAAGCUGAAGAGUACAAAACCUGGCCUGCCAUGCAGAUAUAAUAGCGAAGGAUGAAACCCCAACUUCUCCACAUAACUGAAUGCAUCUUGCAAGAGCUGGAGUUGGGUGGUCCUAUUCAAAGGAGUGAAGCUAAAAUGGAAGGUUCUUUUGGUACUGUUUUCAUUCAUGGAUUUUGCCUACUAUAAAUAAAUUUCCCAGUGUUUACUAACUCAUCCUUUCUAUUUUCUAGCUACUGGUGGGUGCAACUUAACUCCAGCAGCUGUGAGUUGUUAAGAAAUUGCAAAUGUUAUCUGGCUUAUCUAUUGAAGUUUAGUAACUGUAACUUAUCACCAAAUACAUUAUUGAACUGCUCAGUUCUUAGGUACUGUUCUUGCUGCAGCUUUUGAAAGCAAUAAGAAAAAUUUUCCACAUAAAUAGUCGCUGUAUGUUAAAAAAAAAUAAAUAGGUGGUUCGUUUUUUUUAUAGAAAUUGUUGAUUUGGUUUUACUGUUGUACAAAACAAAACUGUAUUAAAGCUUAUGGGAAUGUUUUGGAGAUUGAUCCACAAGAGAUGAUGAGCUCCUUGAGCUCCCUAUCUUCGAGGUAUUUGUGAGAAUAUUUGGUACACCUGAGAAUCAGGCAGUCUUGUAUUUAUGUUGAGUGUUUUACUAGUUUUGGUAUUGGAAAACAUGCCACAUGUAUGAGGUAUUACAUAUGCAAAGCUGCUAAAUGUUGAAAUUGUUGUUUGUUUUGAUAGGGCAUUAGUGAUUUCAGGAUGAAGAAGGGUAUCGUGUUAGAAUUAUCACUGACUUUCAUAUAUUUGAGAAAAACUGCUGUAGUCAGGAUCAUUCCUGUUUUCUGCAUUCCUUACUGCAAAAAUUUGUAAUACUGUUGGAGCACCUUGACGUGCAAUUUGAUUUACUUCUUUGUCUCUGUAACCAAUUCAGUUGGAUGUUAAUAAAUCAGACUUGCAAAAGGUCAUAGAGCACCCUCACUU